GAGACGAUUGAAAACAUUAAAGAUGAACUAGAACAAAACCCGAUAGUGCUGAUCGUUAUUUCUAUUAUUGUGAUUGUCUUCAGCGGAAUGAUAGUAUGGGCCAGAUAUCAAGAUAAAAUUACGAAAAACGUGGACCAAUACGUGGAAGUGUGCGAUAAUGUUCCUUUCGUUUCAUAUCGAUAUCUAAUGACUGUAUUUACUGGGAGUCAAAAACAUGCCGCACCAACAUCAACAAUUGCCGUAAAGAUAAAUGGAACAAACCAGCAAAGCAUUUUGCAUUUGUUGCAGAAGCACGAUGAUACAAUUCAUUUUCUAUCACGUGGAAAUGUCGUCACAUUUCUGAUGACAUCACUGCGAUGUGUAGGUGAUAUCACAUCUAUGAAUAUUUGGCAAGAUGGAAAGGGAAGCAACCCAAAAUGGUAUAUCGAACGGCUUGUUGUUCGUGACUAUGAAACUAAUGAAUGUUGGUUUUUCCUGGCAAACGAAUGGUUGAACGACGAAGAACCGUUUGCUGAACCGAUGGAACUUGUUUUAUAUCCUGCAACAAUGAAGGAACUUCAUUCGUUCCGAAACAUAUUUCUUAUAAAAGUAUCAUAUUAUUUAAAAGAUAGUCACAUUUGGUACUCUAUGUUUGCACUACGAGCAUGGUCUUGUCACAAUAUGAAUAGAAUUGAACGAGUUGGCUGCUGCUUUCUUCUUAUAAUGAUGGUCAUCGUCACGUCACUAAUGUUUCAUGGACGGAUUGGAGAUGAUUAUGAUAUAUUGAAUUUAUUAUCAGCAUCUAAUAUCAUUGCAGGUUUGGAAAGUGGUUUAUUGUGUUUUCCCAUCACAUAUAUUGUCUCCGUAAUGUUUCAAUCUUCAAGAGCUCGUGACUCUGUAAACUCCCUCGGCAAAGAGAACAUGUCGCUUGAAACGAUUUCGCAAAAUUACUUAGCAUCGAAAAUGAAGUUGUUCAACGACGAGCAAAGGAAAAAGUCAUCAAAUUCACAUUUGCAAACAACAUCAAAUCGCUCUCGCAUAACGGGCCGUAAAUUCUCGAAUAUCCCAAAGUCUAGGAACCACAGAGGUGCGGAACUCAGGAAAAAGUUGUCGACAGAGAAAAUAUCACCUCACCCCUCAAUGGAGGGUUUGAACUCAGAGAAAAUAUUAGUUUUUUCGAACAAAAAGAGAAAAGCUUCGCGUGAUCAGCGCUCGAAUAUGAAGCAAAGUAGUAACCACAGACCGGAAAAACAAGAAGCACAAACGCUCACGGAAAGAAGGAAAUCGAGGAACUCACAGAAUAUGAGGAUUCCAAAACCUUCUUCACAUAUAAGCAAUUUCAGUUUUACGCAAACGGAAAUUGCAAUUAUGGAUGUUGACCCAAGUUCAUCUGAUUUCAAACCUCUUCCAUGGUUUUUCCGAUAUAUAGGAUGGAUGAUAAUUGGCGUUGUCAGCACUGGGUGUUGCGUACUCAGCAUUAUUUACGGAAUUUCAUACGGAUAUAAUGACACAAUGAAAUGGUUAAUUUCCCUUCUAUUUGCAAUAUUGGAAAGUAUUUUCAUUCUUGAACCGAUCAAGUGUAUUAUUCUUGCUUAUAUUGCUGUAAUAAGUAAUCCAAGAUUGGAUGUAUCAGACUGGAUUCCACCACUAAAAAGAAAAGUUGUAAUAAAGCGUCAUGAAAAUCCACGCGAAGUAUUGAAAGAAUUGAUAAAAGAACGUAAAACGAGCCCAAUUUAUAAAGGACCUGUUUCAAAAAAUGAGAAAAUGCGCAGCAUGGAAAUCGACCGAAAUUCACAAGUCACAAAUACUAGCUCAUGCGGUUCGCAAUGAAGUUUGGGAGUCCAGAUCAGCAAUCAGGAAAUGAUCAUCUGGAAGUUUACCACAAGAUCUAAUAGCAAAUCAUGAUUGUACACUUCUUUUCGUGUCACAGGAUACUAAUUAUAAUUUGAAAUUGCCGAUAAAAAUUAAUACAAAUUGAUCAGUAA
Molecule: messenger RNA, 1964 nt
Organism: Styela clava
Lineage: Eukaryota; Metazoa; Chordata; Ascidiacea; Stolidobranchia; Styelidae
Source: RefSeq, a predicted model, not a curated record